AUGGCCGCCACCGUGCCCGUCAAUCCCAAGCCGUUCCUCAACCAGCUCACGGGCAAGCCGAUCAUCGUCAAGCUGAAGUGGGGCAUGGAGUACAAGGGGUUCCUGGUGUCCACCGACGCGUACAUGAACCUGCAGCUCGCGUCCACGGAGGAGUACGUCGACGGCAAGUUCGCGGGGAACCUCGGCGAGGUGCUGAUCAGGUGCAACAACGUCCUGUAUCUGCGCGGCGCCGAAGAUGAGGGCGGCGACGCCAUGGAGUGA
Micromonas commoda is the source of this 261-nucleotide messenger RNA. RefSeq lists its product with no specific name. NCBI's taxonomy places the organism in Eukaryota, Viridiplantae, Chlorophyta, Mamiellophyceae, Mamiellales, Mamiellaceae. Gene Ontology annotation, biological process: spliceosomal snRNP assembly; mRNA splicing, via spliceosome. The transcript has 2 exons. Bases 1 to 261 code for a protein of 86 amino acids. Gene Ontology annotation, molecular function: RNA binding. Gene Ontology annotation, cellular component: U1 snRNP; catalytic step 2 spliceosome. The record is from RefSeq and is a predicted model, not a curated record.